Sorghum bicolor (sorghum) is the source of this 3168-nucleotide messenger RNA. RefSeq names its product protein CHUP1, chloroplastic. Gene Ontology annotation, cellular component: chloroplast outer membrane. Gene Ontology annotation, biological process: chloroplast organization. The record is from RefSeq and is a predicted model, not a curated record. The transcript is spliced from 4 exons. Lineage: Eukaryota; Viridiplantae; Streptophyta; Magnoliopsida; Poales; Poaceae. Bases 1018 to 2919 code for a protein of 633 amino acids.
UCUGGCAGGCAGACGGGAUCGCGUGGCGUGGAACCCCCAACCGUGAAUCAUCCUCUCAGCGGCCACUAGCCUUCACGCGUUCGUCUCCUCCUCGCCAUGAAUCCCACCGUCCACUUGCUUGCGGAAUUAAACGCGAAGUCGACGGCGACGUCUCGCCGCCGUGCAGUGGAGGGAGAUUAGCAGGGGCACUUCGCUUUGCAUGUAGGGUUGUAGGUUUUGCCGGGUAAGAGCCGUUUGUGGAAUCAGCGAGAAGGUGACGGGAGAGGGCAAGCGAAGCAGAGGCCAAGAACCCCGAAUAAAUAAAGGGAGGGGGCGAGAGGAGGUGGCCGGCACUGUGGCGCAAGCUGAUGAUUCGUCGCCUCGUCUCUCCUGUUGCUCUCUCUGAAGGAGGCGGCGGCGGCGGGCCAACUAGUUUUCGGAUUCCGGCGUCGUUUGGAGUUGUCCUGUACUCCGUCCUGCGUUUGGGGGAAAACAACAAGCCAACGGAACAACCUGAAAAAGUGAGGAGAGACGAGCCCCCCAAUUUUGUCCUGCUUCCUUUCUUCGUCGUCGUCUUCCUUCUCUUCCUUUUUGUCUCUCUCUCCCUUGACCAUCUUUUGUUGGCUGUGAGCUGAAUUCGGAGCACGCCGGCCUAAUUUUAGCUCGCCCGGAGAUCACCCCCGGGCAAAUUUCUUGAGGGGCAGCUCCGGUGGCUUGCUAGGCUGGGUUCUUCCCCCAGUCUGCUCGGUUCCACGCCAUGGAGGUAUAGCCGGCCACUUGCAGGUGCCGGAGCUCGCGUUUCCUGACGCGCUUUCUGGCUUUCUGCAAGAAUUUCAUCCCUCCAAGAACAGAUUCUUCGCCACAACCGUUGUGGUCUCGUUCGAGCCCCAAUUUUUUUUUGAAUUUGGCUUCGGCUUCCGCUGCCUCUCGCGGCGCAAAAGGAUGCUCCUUUUGUGACCGACCAAUAAGGUUGGAUUCUCAUCACCUCCGUGGCUGUCGAUUGGCUUCUGUUCUUCUUGGCGAGGUAGACAGCGUCAGAUGCCCAACCCUCGUGAUUGCAGCAGCAGCAGCAGCGGCGUUGGUGGGCCGAGCGCCGGGGACGCCAAGGACUUGCCCCAACUUUUCCUCAGGGUGGGCGCGGCCGUCACGCUCUCCGUCGCCGGGCUGCUCUUCUCGCGGCGCCAGCGGCCGCCCGGGCAGCUCCUGCUGCCGCCACCUCCUCCUCCUCCCUCAGAGUCGGAUGAUGCUUGCGGCAUGAAGGCCAGAACAGGGCUCAAGGAGCUGAGGAUCCUCAAAAAUGAGGAUACCAAGGCGAAAAUUAUCAGUGGGAACUCUGUGCACACGACCACUACCACUACGACAACCACCACCAAAGCAUUAGUACCAUUGGCCCCUAAAUGCAGAAGCCUUGCUGACGAUGAAGGGUACCUCCUUCCAGAGUUCAAUGAAAUGGUUCUCAAUGAAUUUGGCCGAGAUAUAGACAGCAUUCCAACCACACCUGCAGCAAGAGUAAGGGAAGAUGUAUCAAAUGACCACGAAGUGCACAAGCUUAGAGAUUUGGUGAGAUCACUGCAAGAAAGGGAGAAGACCCUGGAGCUACAGCUUCUGGAGUGUUAUGGUUUGCAGGAGCAAGAUGCUGCAGUGAGGGAGCUUGAGAAUCAGCUGAAGAUUAACAAUGUCGAAUCAAAGUUGUACUUGUUGAAGAUUGAAUCUUUACAGUCUGAAAACCAGAGGCUGCAAACACAGUUUUCAGAGAACUCAAAGAUAAUCUCUGAGCUUGAGGAGACAAGAACAAAGUGCAAGUUGCUGAAGAAGAAGUUGAUAUCAGAUGCAGAACAGGCAAAGGAGCAAAUCACUUCCCUUCAGAAAAUGGUCGAUUCAUUGCAGCACAAACAGACUGAUGAGGAGAAAAAUCAUAUUGAGUUUGAAAAAAAACUGAAGAAACUAGAGGAGCUGGAAAAGGAGGCAACAGAGCUAAGAGCUGCAAAUUCAAGACUGCAGCAAGAGAAUGCCCAUCUUAUUAGGCGACUGGAGGUUACACGCCUACCCCCUGUACCUAAGCCCAAAAAUAGCAUGGAGGUAAAAGCAUUGGAGGAGGCUGAUCGAUUGAAGCAAGAAACUGAUAAAUUGGCUAAAGAGGUUGAACAACUUCAGAGUGACAGGUUUGCAGAUGUUGAAGAAUUGGUAUAUCUGAAAUGGAUAAAUGCCUGCCUACGGUAUGAGUUGAGAAACAAGGAUGCUCCAUCAGGGAAGACUGUUGCGCGAGAUCUUAGCAAGACCCUGAGCCCCAAAUCUGAACUGAAGGCCAAGCAGCUGAUAAUGGAAUAUGCCAAUGGGGGUGCAGAGGACAGUCACUUGGGCCAUGUCGAAUUUGGUUCAGAGUGUGCUUCCUCACGGGCUUCGUCAGGUGAACUGGAUGAUGUAUCAAUUGAUAUUGCUUCGAUGACAAAGCAUAAUAAUAAUGAUAAUAAAAACCCAAAAAAGAAAAAGUUCUUCUCUAAGCUUCGGAAACUGGUGCUGGGAAAAGGGAAGGAGAACCGUGAAGUUUCUACUCUGGAGAGGAGAGUGUCUAUUUCAAGUUGUUCAUUCGAUGACUUCACUGGAAGGGAUUCACAUGAUAGCUAUUCUUCAUUCAUGGCAGAACCAAACAUAUCUGAUAGUCGACGACAUGGUGAUCAUGGCUUUGGUACACAUUCUUCUUUCGACAGUGCAAAAUCUAGUCCUCGUGGAACAGAAAUUGUAGGUGAAAGAAGUGACGAUUCUGGGAUCAAGACUGUAUGUUCUAGAGAGGAAAAGGUAAAUGCAUUUGGUCACAGUGCUCGCCUUGAUAGUAGCAAGGCUAUACCUGAGGAUGUUGAGAUCCAUAAAUUUGCUGAUGCGCUGAUCACAUCAAGGUCAGGUUCCAUGUCAUCAAGAAAGUCGUCAUCCUUCCGACACUGAUAUACGAAUAGAUUAGGAGUCAUCUGCUACUGACCCAUCUGCCUGGAUGUAUAUUUCUGUCGGUUCUUGAUGGGGAAGUUAUAGGAGAUGUUACUGGAAUAAAGUUCUGAAUACUUUAUUCUUUGUACAAUCACAUAUAGGAUGUAGUUUAUACUUACCUUUAAUACCAACCCCUACCACUUGGGCUGGUAAUGUGUAUCAUAGCCACAGUUCAAUGGCAAACAUACAACACUUCUUUUAUGUCGCUUA